Xiphias gladius (swordfish) is the source of this 2312-nucleotide messenger RNA. It is a transcript of the gene gmpr2, whose product is annotated as guanosine monophosphate reductase 2. NCBI's taxonomy places the organism in Eukaryota, Metazoa, Chordata, Actinopteri, Istiophoriformes, Xiphiidae. The coding region runs from base 113 to 1159 and encodes 348 amino acids. The transcript is spliced from 10 exons. Gene Ontology annotation, cellular component: GMP reductase complex. Gene Ontology annotation, biological process: nucleotide metabolic process. Gene Ontology annotation, molecular function: GMP reductase activity. The record is from RefSeq and is a predicted model, not a curated record.
CAGUGGGUUAAAGGAGGCAGAGGCACAGGCAAAAAUCAGUCAUCAUUUUUCUAAAGGACAAACUGCUUCAUUUCACUUUUUUUUUUUUGUUACACUAUUUCCUGUUUACAAAAUGCCUCGCAUUGAGAAUGACAUCAAGCUGGACUUCAAGGAUGUGCUCCUCCGUCCAAAGCGAAGCACACUCAAGUCUCGGAGCGAGGUGGACCUGAUGAGGAGCUUCACCUUCAGGACCUCCAAAGGGAGCUACAGAGGGAUCCCCAUCAUUGCUGCUAACAUGGACACUGUGGGGACCUUUGAGAUGGCCCUGGCCUUGCACCAGUUCACUCUCUUUACCACAAUUCACAAGCAUUACUCUGUGGAUGACUGGUUGGAGUUUGCAGCAAAGCAUCCCGAAUGCCUGGAGAGUGUAGCAGUCAGCACAGGUACCGGUGAUGGUGACUUUGAGAAGAUUUCAGCCAUCUUGGAGGCAGUGCCACAGCUGCAGUACAUCUGUGUAGACGUGGCAAACGGCUACUCUGAACACUUUGUCCACUUUGUCAAAGACGUCAGGCAAAAGUUCCCCUCACACACUAUAAUGGCAGGAAACGUGGUCACUGGAGAGAUGGUGGAAGAGCUGAUCCUGGCUGGCGCUGACAUCAUCAAAGUAGGCAUCGGACCAGGCUCUGUGUGCACCACCCGCAAGAAGACAGGGGUGGGGUACCCCCAGCUUAGUGCUGUGAUUGAGUGUGCAGAUGCAGCCCAUGGACUGGGCGGCCACAUUAUUUCUGAUGGGGGAUGCACUUGCCCAGGAGAUGUCUCAAAGGCAUUUGGUGCUGGGGCAGACUUUGUGAUGCUGGGUGGUAUGCUGGCAGGCCACUCAGAGAGUGGGGGCGAGGUCAUUGAGAAAAACGGCAAGAAAUACAAGCUGUUCUAUGGAAUGAGCUCCGACACAGCGAUGAAGAAGCAUGCUGGCGGCGUGGCUGAGUACAGAGCAUCGGAGGGGAAGACAGUGGAAGUCCCUUACAAAGGUCCGGUGGACGUGACAAUACGAGACAUCCUGGGCGGGGUGCGCUCCACCUGCACCUAUGUAGGGGCAGCCAAGCUAAAGGAACUGAGCCGCAGGACCACCUUCAUCAGGGUCACCCAGCAGCUCAACAUGGUCUUUGGCAAUGACAGCUGAAUGUCCAGCUCAGUCCUGCUUCAGGUCGAAGGAUUAGACUGCAUCACUACCUGUCUGACUUCUAAACUUCUAGAUGCUGGUUUGUGUAUUAACCAUGUGUAAAACCAAGUGAACAGACACAUAUAUUAAUACUUACAUUUGAUAAAAAUAGAAGUUUUUCAAGUUGGAAUUUGAAGGCAAUUUUAGUUUAUCAAGCAACAAUGUUACUUUUUUUUGUACAAGCCGGAGAGUGUUUCAGGGGUCAGAUUCUCUACACAGUGAUAUGUAAGCUAGAGCAGUAGCUCUGCAGUCCUUUAAUGUCUGCUGUCUCAUCAUUCCAAUGCAAGGUCCUUAGCUGUUCUUUUUACAUGUAUGCAAAUCUUAGUCUGUCUAUAAACAGUAUCUACAGCAUGUCUCUGCUCUGUGCCGAGAUCGUACUGUAAGCCUUCAUCACCUAUAUUUAAAAUUAUAGCAAAUGUUAUAAAUUAUUUAGAAAGCCUAAAUAUGUAUGUUACUGCUGUAGCUAAUUGUUUGUAGUUCAUUUUUAUUUUUAUUUUUUUUUAAUUCAAUCAUUCCAUCACUCAUGAUGUUUUGCACUUUGAGAUUUUAGAGUCAAAUAUUUAGUUUCCGUUACUGUCUCAUGGAAAUGUUUUGAGACUAUAGUGUCAUAUGUUGUUUCCGGCACCUACUACUGCAUUAUGUAUCUUGCAUAAUUACGUUUUCUUAGAUAGUAGGUGAAUUCAAUUUGGGAGAAUUUACAUAUGACCCAGUGAGCGCUGAAUGCUAGUACAGUAUGAGAGCGCAUACAGUAUCUAGUUACGAAGCAGAGGUGUUAUCCGUUAUAAUAUGCAGCUUUUCUCUUCUCUGGUCAAUACCAAAGUUUGUGUGGGCCUUUUUUAGUGCUGUACACAUUCAAAUGAAUUUAUGAUUCAUAGCCUCUAAGUGGUCGUUCCUUGGAAUUAGACUUAGAAGGUUUGCACCGUCAACACUGGGUAUGGUUUCACCCUCACGCAGUGUCUGUAGUUAUUCCAUUUCAAGCUGUUCUUACAUGGUCUGUGUUGUUUCAUUUCUUUCUCACUUUGCUGUGAUGUUUUUAUGUGGGCAAAACAUAAAACUAAAAUGCAGUUUUUAAUUCUUUUUUUUUUUUCCACUUAACCUUCUAUCCAGUCAAUAA